Molecule: messenger RNA, 1180 nt
Organism: Thrips palmi
Lineage: Eukaryota; Metazoa; Arthropoda; Insecta; Thysanoptera; Thripidae
Gene: RsfS312
Product: protein Iojap, chloroplastic
Exons: 3
Coding region: 82-930 (282 amino acids)
Biological process (GO): negative regulation of ribosome biogenesis; negative regulation of translation
Cellular component (GO): mitochondrion
Molecular function (GO): ribosomal large subunit binding
Source: RefSeq, a predicted model, not a curated record
UUUCAAAAUUUUUCAUAGUCGUCUGCUAGAUAGAAAACAUAACCUGUUGAAUUUUAUACUUUUGUCUCAAUAUUCGUUAUUAUGUUUGCUAAAACACAUUUGUUACGGAUCCUAAGUGAUACAAGUAGGUUAAUCAAUCGACCCUCGUAUGUGUUAAAUCUUGCUGCCAGUGAACAACACAGUAGAGCUACACUCUCUGGUUUCACGAGAUGUUUUUCCAAAGACAACAACAAACCUUUCAAAGAAGGAAAAACAGCAAAAGAAAACAACAUUUCAAAUGAUGACGAAGUCAUUGAAAUUUUUGACGUUGAAGAAGAAAAGAAGAAAUUUGCUUCAAGUGGUAAUUUGACAUCGAAGUACAAAGUUUUUAAAGAUGAAGACUCACCCAUAAUAUUGGAUGUAGAAGAGGAGCGUUUAGUUUCACGAUCAGUCAAUGAGACCCAUGUGACUCAACAAAAUGAGUUUGAUGCCAUUUCUUUCAAACCGGGUGUGCAUGGAGUUUUUGACAUUGACGAAUUAGUUUCCAUUCUUAAAAGCAAGAAUGCGGAAGACAUUGUAGUUAUUCAAAUGGACUCUACCACAAACUUGGCACAGCAAAUGGUCAUUGUAACAGGAAAAUCUUCUCGUCAUUUGAAAGCCCUAGCCAGUUUUGUUCGCCUUGUGUACAAGAAGAAAAUUGGAAAACAUGAUUUGGUACCACACGUUGAGGGAAAAAGUAACAAAAGUGAUAAUUGGUUUGCUCUUGACUUAGGCAAUAUAAUUCUACAUCUAUUUUCCAAACAUACUCGAGCUGUUUAUGAUUUAGAAUCAUUGUGGGCUCUUGGUCCGGAAUUUGACCCCUUCCUUAAUGAAGCCGAAGAUCCUCUAGCUGCCAUUAUUAGCAAACAUUCACAUUAUAUAUCAGACCUUGAGCCUGCGGAUGCGAAGUAAUUGUUUGUAUGUUGUGUACUGUUCCAAAUUGUUUUUUAAAGGGUGGGAAAUGCUCCUUCCUUUAAAGGGAAGGAAUGAUAUUGAUUUUAUCAACUUAUAUACUUUAUUAAAUGUACAUACAAUAACAGACAAUCACAUUCUAAAAUUCUGUACCAAUAGCAAAUUAUUCAUAAAAUACUUAACAGUGGAAAUGAUUUAUCUUUCUCAAAACAAUUCUCUGAAAUAAAUGAGACUUCCUAACAGAGUUGAA